AUGGGCGACUAUGGCCCCGCCGUCUCUCCCACUCAAUCCACCCAUGUGGACCAGCACUCUGAACCAGCUUCCAACGAGAUCUCCGUCCUGAUCACAGGGUUUGGCCCCUUCAAAACCAAUCUUGUCAAUGCCUCUGGCUUGAUCGCCAGAUCCCUGCCGUCCUCAUUGACCAUCCCUUCCUCCAAAGCUAAAGGAUGCCCCGCUGCCGACCGACAAGUCACCCUUCAUGUCCACCCCUCCCCCAUCCCAGUGGCCUAUUCGUCCGUGCGUGAGACUGUCCCCGCAAUAAUAGACGAUUACGCAGCAGCCAAUCAGGGUCGCCGCCCGGACUUGAUCAUUCACAUAGGCAUCGCGACUCCGAGACCCUAUUACUCCGUGGAAUCCCUCGCCCACCGCGAUGAUUACAAUAUCACGGAUAUCGAAGGUCGCUCUGGUUACGAGGAGGGCGAGAAACGGUGGAAACAGCAAGGAUUGCCGGCUUUAUUAAGCCCCGGUAGGGCCAUCCCAAUCAUAGAAAGAUCGGAUGAUAAACACAAUCUCACAGAACACCGAGGUGGCCCGUAUCCGCCAAAUGACCAUUUUCUGCAAACGUGGAAAGCAAAUGCGUCGGCGGGCUUGGAUAUUCGCAUCUCUCAUGACGCGGGCCAUUAUCUCUGUGACUUCAUCUUCUACACUAGCUUAGCCUUGGCGAUGCAGCAGGGCCAAGAUCGCAAUGUCUUGUUUUUGCAUGUUCCCGGGGCGGCGGAGGAUGUCGAUAUCAAGCGUGGACGAGAAAUUACCUUGGCCUUGAUUAAGACCAUGGUGACCUGUUGGAUCGAUGAAGUUCAUCCUGCAUGA
This is a messenger RNA of Penicillium angulare, 837 nucleotides long. Its product is annotated as putative pyroglutamyl peptidase type I. Lineage: Eukaryota; Fungi; Ascomycota; Eurotiomycetes; Eurotiales; Aspergillaceae. Bases 1 to 837 code for a protein of 278 amino acids. Gene Ontology annotation, biological process: proteolysis. The transcript is spliced from 2 exons. The record is from RefSeq and is a predicted model, not a curated record.